AUGCUCACAACACCAAAUCCAAUUAGAAUGGAUUAUGCUAGUGAUAGCUUUGAUGAACAAAUUAUUAUCAGUCAAGACUCACAUAUAAAUGAAGUAAUGCAAAUGAGCUUUGAUGAGCCCUUUGCACAAUGGCUACAUGAAGAGUUUCCAGAAAAUCUUUCUACAACAACAUUUGAUACUAAUCAUUCAAUGUGCAAUAAUAUUAAUAAUUCUGAUACAAGUAUUAUUGAUAAGAAUAAUGAUAUAUUUCAAGGAGUCAAUACUGUUGAUGUAAACAUCAAUUUUAGUCAAAACAUAAAUAAUCAAUCUUUAGACAAUUUCCAUAAUGAACUAGUCAUACCUGAUGUUGAUUUAUCUCGUGAAUGUAGUAAUGACAUCCCAAUGAUGUCUGAUCAAGACGUUCAAAUAGGCAAUUUAGAUUUUUUGGCACAAAAUAAUAAUAAUUUGUCUCCAUUAUCAUCUUUAUUAUCAUCAUCAUCGAUCAUUUUUAAAACAAUGAAACCUAAUGAUUCAACAUUAAUUUCAGCAAUUGCAAACGAUCCAAGUCAAUCUAGUCAUAGAGCCAUGGCAGCUGAUCCAUCUCCUGAUCCAUCAGUUAAUCAAGCAGAUAAUAUUACUGAUUAUGAUAGUUCUUUUACUAUAUAUAAUGAUCUUGAUCGACCGACUAUUGCAAAAUUAUGUCAAUUUAAUGUUGAAAUACCAUCAGUAUCUUCUCGUCGACAACCUAUUCGAUUAAAUACAAAAUCAUUGGCUAUUACAUCAUGGACUAAUGUUUCCAAAGAUGUUGUAAUGAAGUAUAUUAAAGAAGAAUUUGAUAUUAAAAACAUUCAAUAUAUUGGUAUUGGUGAAGAAAUAAAUGAAUUAAAUCAUCAGAACCAGCUAUGUAUACAAAUUAUCUUUAAAGAAAAAAUUAAUAAAAAAACACGUUUUCUUGAUAAAAUUACACGAACAUGUUGUAAUUAUAAAGUGACACAGAACAUUUUAGCAUGGAAUGAUUAUAUUAAAAAAGACCCAAAUUGCCUUGAAUUUGGUCAAUUUCCGUCAAAAAUACGUGGAUACAAACAGUAUCCAACAUUAGAAGUAACAGAAAAACAAAACACAACAAGAAAAAAAGCAGCAAAAGCAAAAGCAGCCACCAAAAAAGUAGCCAAAACAAAAGCAACAACAAAAAAACCACCAGCAUCCUGCAUUUCAAUUCCAUUAGAUUAA
Messenger RNA from Rotaria sordida, 1209 nucleotides. Lineage: Eukaryota; Metazoa; Rotifera; Eurotatoria; Philodinida; Philodinidae. The record is from the annotation of a GenBank genome assembly.